Messenger RNA from Coregonus sp. 'balchen', 28273 nucleotides. Lineage: Eukaryota; Metazoa; Chordata; Actinopteri; Salmoniformes; Salmonidae. The record is from the annotation of a GenBank genome assembly.
AUGAACACUGCCCGGGAGAUAAAACGUAAGUUGCUCACCUUUACUCCGAUCAUGUAACGAUGAGUAAUAGCUGGCAAAACCUGCAUUGCGUUUGCGUUUUUAUAUAUAUCUUGAUUGCCAGGUUGCUGUUGUUGUUGACGUGAUUUUGAAGGUAUGGCAACGCGAGACUAUUGUUGACCAAACAUACCUCAUACCAAGGCAUUCAGGCAAUUGGCAUUUGUGGACUUUGUACAUACGCUCACACACAAUUUAUUUUCCUAUUUUUUCCCCAUAGAACUACAGAAAGCUAAGAACAAAGCUCAGAGCAAUAAUAAUCUGAGAGAAGAGGCCAGUCUGUGCAAUCAACUGGGAGAGGUGUUGUCAAGAAAUGGUAAUGUGAUCAUCUUUUUACUUCAUUGCAUAGAGAAAGUGUCAAUUUAGUCAUAUCUAAUAUUCUUUAUGAAACACAGACAUAAAAAUACCAUGACUUUUGGUAUUUUCACGAAUCCAUAGAAUAGUCCUUUGGAGGAAGGAUUGUUGACAUAUUUGACAUUUGUAUUUAAAUUAUUUCUCAUUUAUGCUUUUAUCAAAGUUGGCAUAUUUAUGACAUUUUGGCCUUAUCCAGGCCUCCUUUAAGACUCCAUAGUGUUUAAUCUUUAGGUGAUACGAAGCAAACAUUGGUUUCAAAUGAAAAUGUACCACUCACUCUGUAAUAUGAUAGUAUUUUGACUUCAAUAACUUUUUUACAUUAAUUUAUGAAUAUUGAAAAAUAUAAACAUGAAUAUUGAAAAUAUAAAAUUUUAGAUUCUGAAUAUUUUUGUAUAUAAUGUUGAACAUAAUAUACUCUUAAGGGCAUAUCAAAGUUCCUGAGUGGGAUUUCUGCUACUUUUAGAGUUAUGAUCCAAUUUGUAAGCAUUACCAACAGAGUGAAUGUGAAAAUGGAGUCAAGAUGGUCUGUUGGUGAUCCCACUCUGGAACUUUGAUAUGCCGUAGAGUAUUAUGUUCAAUAAUAUAUUGAACAAUGUGCCUAUUAAUCAAAAAUUUUAUAUUUCAAUAUUCAUGUUUAUAUUUUUCAAUAUUCAGACAUUUAUGUUUAUUUGAUUGAAAUCAAAAUACUACUCAUAUUACAGAGCAAGCGGUAAAGCUUCAUAUGACAUCAAUUUUUGCAUUGUAGCUAGCAGUCCCCCUUCUGAUAACCAGGUGGCGAAUCGCAUCUCUGCAUGUCUGGCAGACAUAUCAGUAUGGAUGACGGAUCACCACCUCAAGCUGAACCUUGGCAAGACGGAGCUGCUCUUCCUCCCGGGGAAGGACUGCCCGUUCCAUGAUCUCGCCAUCACGGUUGACAACUCCGUUGUGUCCUCCUCCCAGAGUGCGAAGAGCCUUGGCGUGACCCUGGACAACACCCUGUCGUUCUCCGCCAACAUCAAGGCGGUGACCCGAUCCUGCAGGUUCAUGCUCUACAACAUUCGGAGAGUACGACCCUGCCUUACACAGGAAGCGGCACAGGUCCUAAUCCAGGCACUUGUCAUCUCCCGUCUGGAUUACUGCAACUCGCUGUUGGCUGGGCUCCCUGCCUGUGCCAUUAAACCCCUACAACUCAUCCAGAAUGACGCAGCCCGUCUGGUGUUCAACCUUCCCAAGUUCUCUCACGUCACCCCGCUCCUCCGCACACUCCACUGGCUUCCAGUUGAAGCUCGCAUCUGUUACAAGACCAUGGUGCUUGCCUAUGGAGCCGUGAGGGGAACGGCACCUCCGUACCUUCAGGCUCUGAUCAGUCCCUACACCCAAACGAGGGCACUGCGUUCAUCCACCUCUGGCCUGCUGGCUCCCCUUCCUCUGCGGAAGCAUAGUUCCCGCUCAGCCCAGUCAAAACUGUUCGCUGCUCUGGCACCCCAAUGGUGGAACAAGCUCCCUCACGACGCCAGGACAGCGGAGUCACUCACCACCUUCCGGAGACAUUUGAAACCCCACCUCUUUAAGGAAUACCUGGGAUAGGAUAAAGUAAUCCUUCUACCCCCCCCAAAAAAAAUAAAAAAAUAAAUAAUAAUAAAAAAUAAUAAUUUGUAAAGUGGUUAUCCCACUGGCUAUAGGGUGAAUGCACCAAUUUGUAAGUCGCUCUGGAUAAGAGCGUCUGCUAAAUGACGUAAAUGUAAAUGUACAGAUGAAGCAUGAGUCUUAAAGAAGGGCUGGUUAAGGCCAAAAUGUCAUAAAUUUAGCAAUUUUGAGUAAUUAUUUCACAAUUAUGCUUUUAGAUAUAAAUGUCAACAAUCCUUCCUCCAAAGGACUAUUCUAUGGAUUACAUUUUGUGAAAACCCCCCAAGUAAUGUACUUUUUUUUGUCUGGGUUUCAUGUGCAAUCAUUUAAUCGUCAUAUCUAUUCUUGAUUCAUCGCUACGAUUCUGCACAUUUUGUUUCCUAUCAGGUGAUUAUGGAGCUGCCAUUGAGGAACAUCGGCAGGAACUGCAAAUUUCCACAGCAAUGCAUGAUGUCAUUGGACGUGCAGUGGCCAAUCGUAAGAUUGGGGAGUGUUAUGCAGAGAUGGGGAACAUUGAGGCGGCUUUGAAGGUGAGUGAACAGCUCAAGCUUUUCUCUCUGAUCCUCUACCUGCUUUUGUUUCUAAUGGGCACAUUACUCGAGAUGCCAACUGUCUGCAGGACUGGAACUUCAGAUUGGGCUUGUGCUACACUUUUGAAAAAUGUUUUGGGGACUAACUAUGCAGCCUGAAAGGCACAACAAGAACAAUCAACAUUUUGAAUACAAUCAGAUUCUGUACUAACCACCUGUUUAUUACAAGAGUAUUCUUAACAAUUUACCUGUUGCAAAUCAUACAUAAGCAGAGUAGAUUAAUUAAGAGUGUGUCUUUUGUUCAGCACCAGAGAUGUCAUCUGGAUCUGGCUCGCUCCGUCAAUGAUCAUGCAGAGGAACAAAGGGCACUCGCCACCAUUGGAAGAACCUUCCUAUUCCGCUACGAGUCUGACCAAUCGAGGGACAGCUUGAAGCAGGCGGAAGAUGCCUUUAGGAAGAGCAUGGCUAUUGUGGACAACGAACUGGAAGGUAUGUGUACACGUUUUACUAUACUUGUGAGUACCACAAGAAUAGUAAACCAACAAAAGUUCUGAGAAGUGAGGACAUUUUGCCGGUCCUCACUUGUAAAAAUGCUAGGGUUAGGGAAAAUAUGAUGUUGAAUGGUAAUCAAUUGUUGGUCCCCAAAAAGUCCUCACAAGUAUAGUAAGACGUGUGUGUAUGUUUGUCUACGUAUGUUUGUCGGUCGGCUUUUAUAUAUGAAUCCAAGUGAGGCAAAUAAAUGUGUGAACAGAAAAGUCACUUUUUGGGCAAAUGUGGGGCCCAGAGUUUUUCCUGACCACUUGAUCUGAUCAGGAAAAAAACCUGGGUCUAUUCAUGAGGUAAGCAAUAGGAUUUUCCAUCUUUCACCUCCUCCUGUACAUUGCUUCAUCUCCUCUCCCCCUCAGGGACAGUGGCUGCUCGGGAGCUGAGUGAGAUGAGGGCUCGCCUGUACCUCAACCUUGGUCUGGUGUGUGACCACCUGGGGGAGCCCAAGCAAUGCAGUGAAUACAUCCGCCUCAGCGUCUACAUUGCAGAGUAAGAGCUCACGUCAACCUGGGCCCGUAUCCACGAUGGAUCAGUUUGGCCUUUCAUAUCAUAAUUUAUAAGAUUAUAUGGACAGGUGGUAUUCUGAUCCUAGAUCAGCACUCCUUCACUGAGACGUUUUGUGGAUACAGGCACUGGUAUGCCAAUGGGAACACUGUCAGCACACCAUAACACCAACGCUUGCUGUUCAAAGCCAUCGGCUAGACUACAGAUACACAUGCAAUGCAGUGCCACACAUUUAAUAGCAGGCAGAACAUGAAAUACAGCGCAAUACAAUGCCACUCUGUAAUAAUAUAGCUAGGUCUAUUACACUUUGAACUAGGACCUAGAGUAAGGUUCAAUCCAUGGCAACCUUGUACAGUAGAUAAUACCUUUCCUAAUAUCUUACCAUGAAGUGAGUUGGUGUCCCCCUCCCUUGUCUCUAUAGGAAGAACCAGCUCCUGGAGGAUCUGUACCGUGCCAACUUCAACCUGGGCAACAUCUACUUCCGCAACGGGCACCACUCCAAUGCCAUGCGCAGUCUGGAGCAGGCCAAGGAGUGUGCCCGCAAGAUCAAAGACAAGUUCAGCGAGAGCGAGUGCUUCCACUCCAUUGGCAAGGUGAGGAGUGGAAAUUCUCAUGGUGUUAGAUUUUUUAAAUGAACACACUAAUUCAGUCAGUUAUAAAGCAUUACAGUUUUAUGUUAUAUUAUGUGGUCCUCUGUAGCUCAAUUGGUAGAGCAUGGCGCUUGUAACGCCAGGGUAGUGCGUUCGAUCCCCGGGACUACCCUUACCUAAAAAUGUACUGUAAGUCGCUUUGGAUAAAAGCGUCUGCUAAAUGGCAUAUUUAUAACAAACUUCCCAUUAACAGUAUAAGCUAGUGUGUGUGUGCAUUUGUCUGUGCAUGUGACAGAGUUCGAACCUGGGUCUCCUCCUGCCCAUUAAAAGCCUGGGUAUUGACUCGCAAUGCAACUCUUCAGGUCUUAAGCAGGGUUUCUUGAGUGAUCAUGUGAGCGUGGUCACUCAAUCAGCUCUGUUACAUGUGUCUCUAUGUACAUUGUGUGUUUGUAGGUGCAGCUGUCUCUGGGGGACUUUGUGGCAGCCAGGCGUUCCCUGAAGAAGGCCUUCUCUCUGGGCUCCCAGCAGGCUGUGGACAGGGAGGCAGUGAAGAAGGCCUUCAAACAAGGUGAGAGAGAGAGGCUUGUUUGUUUGGUACUCUUAAAACCACAGAGAUGGAGAGAGAGGGGCUGGGCCACACAUGUCAACCAGGACUGGGCUUUCUGUCUGUCUGGGGGAAAUGUUCCUACUCUGGCAGCAACUUUGAUCUCUCUCUCUGUGUGUGUUUGCCGUAGCGAUUCGGGGCAGUCAGCUGGAGGAAGCAGCGGGAGAGCUGGGCGGCAAGGGGCGUUCCCAGCAGGCUGUGGGGCUGGCGGAGCAGCUGGGGGACCUCUACUGUAAGGUUGGAUGCUACAGCAAAGCCCUGGACGCCUACCGUACGCAGGUGAAAACAUCACACUCACGUAGCCCCACACCGUCACCACUUCCUGUGUCCCUUUUCACUUCCUCUCUUUCCUGUUUAUUAAAGUAGAUUAUUUCACCAAAUGAAGGGGCAGUUGCCUCCAUUUAACUAUUUAAAUCACUUAUCUGGAUAAGUACACGUCCAUCCAACCGUUCCCUAUCCCCCCCCCUCCCACGCUAUCUAUACCUGUCAGUCUUGUGUUUCAUGAGCUGUAUGUCCAAUCCAUGUAUUUAUUGUAUAAUCUUGACCUAUCUUGACCAAUGACAUGACACUUGUCUGUUGUGUAGCUGUCCAGUGCAGAGGCGUUGGGGAAGCCUGCUCGGGAGCUGGCUGUCAUUCACGUGUCCCUGGCUGCCACCUACACAGACCUCAGGCAGCAUGACAAGGCUGUGGAGCAUUACAGACAGGAGUUGGCCCUCAGACAGGGCAACCCCAAAGAGGUAUGACCUGCCUGGGUUUACCUGUGGCUGAACACUAUGGGGUUGGAUUUCUUAGUCUUGUCAUAUAGAAAGGUUUCCUUUGGUGCAUACUGUCUUAUCAGCAUUGGCUGUGCUUCUUUUAAUCCAUGCUCACAUCAUUUUUUUGUGUGUGUGUGUCAGGAGUGUAACACGUGGCUGAACAUCGCAGCAGCCCAGGAGGAGAGUGGGAGGACCAUGGAGGAUGUGGACUGUAGCUACGACUCUGCCCUGCGCUGUGCAGAGAGGGCUGGCCAACUCAAACUACAGGUACUGUAGGUUGUAGUGGUCCACUCUGACUGGGCUCACCAUAGAAAUAUGCUAAGUGUUUUUUUUCAGUGAAAUGAAAAGCGCUAGGCCUGUAUAGAUAAAAUAUUUUGUUCUACAGACAGCAGAAACCGCAUGUUAUUUACACUAGCUUUUUUUAUUUUCCAUUUUCAUUUAUUUAUUCUCUCUCUCUCUUUCUUUCUUGGUCUCUCUCUCUCCUUCCUUCUUUCGCUCUCUUCAUCAGAGGCGAGUGCUGAAGACGUGGCUGGGUGCCCAGAGCCGCAGGGGCUCGUCGCAGACUGAUGACACGCAGGCCAGGCUAGAGGAGCUGUGUGCCACCGAGGGCUGGAGUCCUGAGGGGGAGAGCGAGGGGGAGGAGGACGAGGAGAUGGAGAACAGUGAACCCAUGGAGGAUAGCGAUAUCCAGCUCUCAGACUCUGGUGAGUGAGACUACGGUCUCCACAGCUAUGUUUGUCCACUGCGGGAAUCUGUACCUUAGUUAUAUGAUAGAAUAAGCACCUUUUACCUCAGUUUGAGCUAUCAGGUUAUUUAGUUUAGCAUACAGGAUGUUGCUGAAUAAAGUAAGGAAAAUUGGCACUGCUUUGGCAGAUAAUUUUAGUCCGGCUAAUUUUCAGUGUCUUUCUCUCUCUGUAGACGAUGAUGUAGAGGAAUAUGACAAGAUGGUCAGUAGCGGCAGGAGAAAGCCGGGUCGGGUAAGUGCCACAUUUGUCAAUGAUGUCUUUGCUUUUGAUUUGUCUGGGAUUCUUCUUCUAUUCUUUGACUUGUGUAAGCAGUCUGCAUUGAAGUUACUGAAAGAAGCAGAGACUCAUGUCUGUCUGACUCUGUCUGUCUGUAUUCAGUGGAACAAGAGGAAUGAGAAGGGGGAGACGUCUCUCCACAGAGCCUGUAUAGACGGGAACCUGAAGCAGGUCCAGUACCUGGUGGAGCAGGUGAGUGGAACUGGGUUUAUACGCCUACUACUUCUCUGUGACUAUGGUACUGUCUAUAGUAGUAUUCGGCCAGUACUGUCUAUAGUAGUAUUCAGCCAGUACUGUCUAUAGUAGUAUUCAGCCAGUACUGUCUAUGGUAGUAUUCAGCCAGUACUGUCUAUAGUAGUAUUCAGCCAGUACUGUCUAUAGUAGUAUUCAGCCAGUACUGUCUAUGGUAGUAUUCGGCCAGUACUGUCUAUAGUAGUAUUCGGCCAGUACUGUCUAUGGUAGUAUUCGGCCAGUACUGUCUAUGGUAGUAUUCGGCCAGUACUGUCUAUGGUAGUAUUCGGCCAGUACUGUCUAUAGUAGUAUUCGGCCAGUACUGUCUAUGGUAGUAUUCGGCCAGUACUGUCUAUGGUAGUAUUCGGCCCAGUACUGUCUAUGGUAGUAUUCGGGCCAGUACUGUCUAUGGUAGUAUUCGGCCAGACUGUUUCCUAUGGUAGUAUUCGGCCAGUACUGUCUAUGGUAGUAUUCGGCCAGUACUGUCUAUGGUAGUAUUCGGCCAGUACUGUCUAUGGUAGUAUUCGGCCAGUACUGUCUAUGGUAGUAUUCGGCCAGUACUGUCUAUGGUAGUAUUCGGCCAGUACUGUCUAUGGUAGUAUUCGGCCAGUACUGUCUAUGGUAGUAUUCGGCCAGUACUGUCUAUGGUAGUAUUCGGCAGUACUGUCUAUGGUAGUAUUCGGCCAGUACUGUCUAUGGUAGUAUUCGGCCAGUACUGUCUAUGGUAGUAUUCGGCCAGUACUGUCUAUGGUAGUAUUCGGCCAGUACUGUCUAUGGUAGUAUUCGGCCAGUACUGUCUAUGGUAGUAUUCGGCCAGUAUUGUCUAUGGUAGUAUUCAGCCAGUGUGCCUGUCUCUCAGGGUCAUCCUGUCAACCCCAGGGACUACUGUGGCUGGACUCCUCUCCAUGAGGCCAGCAACCACGGACACACAGGUAACAGAAAAAUACACUUGCCCUCAGUGGAGUUGGAGCCAGAUCAGACUUAAUCAGCAUUUUAACCCAAAUCUGCUUCUCUCUCUCUCUGUUCUUUCUCUUCCUCUCUGUUCUCUCUUUCCCUCUCUGUUCUCUCUCUCUCUCUCUCUCUCUCUCUCAGACGUGGUGGCUCUGUUGCUUGAGAGGGGGGCUAACAUUAACGAUGGGGGGGGGUCUCUGUGUGAGGGGGUCACCCCGCUGCACGACGCCCUCAACUGUGGACACUUCCAAGCGGCCAGAUUACUGGUGGAGAGGGGGGCCUCGGUCAAUGUCCGCAACGCCAAGGUGAGGACAAUAUGGUGUUGUGUGUGUGUGUUUUGGAGGACGGUGCAUGUGUGUGUGUGUGUUUGUUUGUUUGGUGUGUGUAUCUGUUUGUGUGUGCACCUGUGAGUGUUUGUGCAAGUAGCUCAUGUAUGUGCGUGUCCCCCUCAGGGUGAGACACCCCUGGACAGCCUGCGUCUGUGGCAGAGGAUGUACAGAAGAGAGCUGGACCGGGAGGCCAGACAGGAGCUGUCCAGCACAGAGGACCUGCUGAGGAGCGCCCUAGCAGGGUUAGGUGAGGCCUACAUACUUCCCCUGGUGGGUGUAGGCCUACACAAUACAAGAAGGCUAGAACUGUGUAGAGUGGUUUAUAAUGAAACUGGGUGGUUAUGAGGCCUUUAUAUCAGGGUUGGGGUCAAUUCCAUUUAAAUUCCAGUCAAUUCAGAAAGUAAACCAAAUUCAAAAUGUUCCUCAUUUUAAAGCGUUAAAGAUAAUUUAAUUUCAGUGUACUUCCUGAAUUGACUAGAAAUUAAAAUGAAAUGGACCCCAAUCCUGUUGUAUAUUCAAUGUGUCACAUUUAGUUUUAGUGUUGUAUGUACUCAGUACAUGUGGAUUCAUCAUCUCACACGCGCACUGUUUGUGAGGCCUAAAAUCAGCUUAAUACAUGUCCAGAAAAUACUGCAUCUCCCACAAUAUACAUUCCUGUUGCUGUAAGGACGUUCACUAUUCUACUGUGCAGUUAACGUUUCUACACUCUCUGUACCAAAGUCCCCACUGCUCCCGCGCACCCCAAGCCAUUUGACGCUCUGCAGGACAGUCAGCUGUUUGAUGCAGAGAACUCAGAGCCUCUGAUCCCCACCGGAGGGCGCCAUUCGGCCACCAACAGCCUGCCCAGAACCAGGAGCCCCCAGGAGAGCGCUGUACCACCUAGCCCCACACGGAGGCACUCUAACGGCACAGCGGGGCCCCCACAACGACACAGAGGGACAGAGGCCUCCAUCCUCUUUGGGGUACUAGUUGAAUUACAACAUAGGAAAUUAGAUGUCUGUUAUAGGUUUCAAACUAAUUCUCAAUGACCCAGCACUUUUCGACUGUCAUAGAAUCUCAGUCAAGAACAGCAAUCCUAAAGUUAGUUGUUGUGAUGCAGAUUUACACUGUUCCUAUUGACAAAUAAUCUGUCUUCCUCAGGAUGACAGCAGCUCCUCCGACCACAGUGACUUGGAUGGCGUGGUCAGCCCUCUGCGCCCUGUCCGAACACGCCAACGUUUCCCAGCAGCCCCCGCUCCACAGGAAGUUCCCCCCAGCCAGGAAACAAGCUCUUCUGUUCCUGAAGCGAGAGAGUCUGCGGUGCCCUCUGUCUUCGGCAGGGAGGAGUACCACAGUGCCAUUCGCGGCCUAGGCAGUGCCAAGACCCGCCUUCUCUCCCAGAACCUAUCGCAGCCGCAGUUCAGCAGCACACCGGCGGUGUCGUCCAAUAGCAGGCCAGCGCUUGUUCCUGAGGAGGAAUAUCUGAUAGACGAUUGGCUGGAGGAUGACAUGGGCAAUGUUCAGCCAAAGAAGAAGAGGAGAGUGGGGGAGGAGCAGAAUGGAAGGCGGGACUUGAAUAUGAUGUCGUCAGGGGCCAGGAUUCAGAACCGUCACGCAACCACGACUGAAAUGGCUAGCAGAGGUGUGUAGCUGCUGCACUGAUGACACACAGCCCCAUCUCUAUACUUCAAUGUAGAACCCAUAAGGAAGCUAACAGAGGAGCACAAGCAUUUCCACCCUUUAAUUUCAUCUCUCUUUCGCUCUGCUCAUACAUCUCUCUCUCUCUCCUCUCUCUCUCUCUCUCUCUCUCUCUCUCUCUCCUCUCUAUCUCUUCUCUCUCUCUCUCUCUCUCUCUUCUCUCUCUUCACGUUUCUCGUCUUCUCCUCUCUCCUUCUCUCUCUCCUCUCUCUCUCUCUCUCUCUCCAUCCGCCUCUUUCGAUCUCUCCUGCUCUCUCCCUCAUCUCUCCUCUUCUUUGUCUUCUCCUCUUUAAUGACUUAAGAUUCAACUAGCCGGUGCCCCCGCACAUUGACUCUGCACCGGUACCCCCCUGUGUAUAUAUAGCCUCCCUACUGUUAUUUUAUUUUACUUCUGCUCUUUUUUUCUCAACACUUUUUUUGUUGUUGUUUUAUUUUUACUUUCUUUGUUAAAAAUAAAUGCACUGUUGGUUAAGGGCUGUAAGUAAGCAUUUCACUGUAAUGUCUGCACCUGUUGUAUUCGGCGCAUGUGACCAAUUAAAUUUGAUUUGAUUUGAAGAUUCUAUUUUGCUUGCCAAGAUCCUUAGGUGUCUUGAAUGGCACUUGAAAAUCAGUCAAUAUGGUUAAAUGUUACUAUCUAUGAACUAUAAGGGGCAGUAUUAGCCAGUGGAAUCACAACCUGUGUAUUUUUUGUGUGCUUGUCCUGCAGUGUCGACCUCCUCCAGUAGAGGUCUCUCUCUGAGGAAGACCUCUUUCUCCUGCAAGCCGCGGCAGGUGAAGAUGACUCAGCUCUCAGGCAUGGUCAUGCUGGGCCGCCGAGAGGUCAGCAAGCAACAGAGCCCCACUGUAACUGACGACGACGACCCUCCAGCUUCCACGCCGCCUCAGACACACUACAGCACUCAGCAGGUCAGAGGGAUCAAGUGAGAUCCAACCUGGGUUCAAAUACUAUUUCAAAUCUUUCAAAAACCUUGAGCGUUUGCUUUAGUCUGCCUGGAGUGCCAGGUGGGCAUGUUUGCACUUUUGGACCUUUUCUAUUGGUUCCAUUGUAACAAGCAAGCUCCAUCAAGCACAGCUAAUGUAUUUGAAAUGAUUUCACAUAGUAUUUGAACCCAGAUCUGUGCGAGAGACAGAGUCAAGUCACAUCACUACUGUAGCAGGACAUAUUAAGCUAUUACCGGAACAUCAUACAUCAAGAUUCUGUUUUGGAUUGUCAGGGAUGGCAGUAUGGAGAUGAAGGUCCAAAAGAGGUGAACAAACUAGAGUGAUGACACCCAAUUGGAAUUUUCCAUCAAUGUCAAUCUGAGCCCUAUUGUAUUUUGCAUCAUUCGCUAGUCUGUGUAUGUGAACGACUGGGUAGUUCAUGGUUUGUAACGUAGAAAUAGAUUUUACUAGACUGGUUCACCCAUCACAGAUCAUUGACUUGAAUGGGGAUUUUGUUCUAGUAGUUCUAUUUUUAUGGUUUCUAAAUUUCAUUUCUCUGCCUCUCAACCUCAGGUCCCACACCAGACAGUGACUGCGCCAAUGCCUGCACCAAUCAGAAUGCGGGUCAGGGUUCAAGAUAACGUGUUUCUGAUCCCAGUACCACAUAGGUUGGUGUAUUUGUGUCUUCCUGCAUGUAAAGUGAGAUGCUAGCCAUUUACAUAAUUUAGUAGACGCUCUUAUCCAGAGCAACUUACAGUAGCAAUUAGGCUUAAGUGCCUUGCUCAAGGGCACAGACAGAUUUUUCACCUAAUCGGCUCAGUGAUUCGAACCAGCGACCUUUCGUUACUGACCCAACACUCUUCACCGCUAGGCUACCUGCCGCACUUGGGGGGCCCUUUUGGCCUUUCUUGAGAUUCAGCUUCUAUACUAAGGGUGUGUGUGUGUGUGUGUGUGUGUGUAACACUGUGUGUGUGUGUGUGUGUGUAACACUGUGUGUGUGUGUGUGUGUGGUGUAACACUGUGUGUGUGUGUGUGUAACACUGUGUGUGUGUGGUGUGUGUGUGUGUGUGUGUGGUAACUGUGUGUGUGUGUGUAACACUGUGUGUGUGUGUAACACUGUGUGUGUGUGUACGUAACACUGUGUGUGUGUGUGUGUGUGUACGUAACACUGUGUGUGUUGUGAACUGUGUGUAUUGUAACACUGUGUGUGUGUGUGGUGCGUAACACUGUGUGUGUGUGUGGUGCGUAACACUGGUGUGUGUGGGCGUAACACUGUGUGUGGUGUGUACGUAACCACUGUGUGUGUGUGUGUACGUAACACUGUGUGUGUGUGUGUACGUAACACUGUGUGUGUGUGUGUGUACGUAACACUGUGUGUGUGUGUGUGUGUGUACGUAACACUGUGUGUGUGUGUGUGUGUGUACGUAACACUGUGUGUGUGUGUGUGUAACACUGUGUGUGUGUGUGUGUGUACGUAACACUGUGGUCCUCUGUAGCUCAGCUGGUAGAGCACGGCGCUUGUAACGCCAGGGUAGUGGGUUCGAUCCCCGGGACCACCCAUACACAAAAAUUUAUGCACGCAUGACUGUAAGUCGCUUUGGAUAAAAGCAUCUGCUAAAUGGUAUAUUAUUAUUAUUAUAUUAUUAUUAUUACUACUGUGUGUGUGUUGUGUACAUAACACUGUGUGUGUGUGUGUGUGUUGUGUAGCGCUGUGUGUGUGGAACACUGUGUAGCGCUGUGUGUGUGGAACACUGUGUGUGUGUGUGCGCGUGGAACACUGUGUGUGUGUGUGUGCGCGUGGAACACUGUGUAACACUGUGUGCGCGUGGAACACUGUGUAACACUGUGUGCGCGUGGAACACUGUGUGACACUGUGUGCGCGUGGAACACUGUGUGACACUGUGUGCGCGUGGAACACUGUGUGACACUGUGUGCGCGUGGAACACUGUGUGACACUGUGUGCGCGUGGAACACUGUGUGACACUGUGUGCGCGUGGAACACUGUGUGACACUGUGUGCGCGUGGAACACUGUGUGACACUGUGUGCGCGUGGAACACUGUGUGACACUGUGCGCGUGGAACACUGUGUGACACUGUGCGCGUGGAACACUGUGACACUGUGUGCGUGUGGAACACUGUGACACUGUGUGCGCGUGGAACACUGUGUGCGCGUGGAACACUGUGACACUGUGCGCGCGUGGAACACUGUGACACUGUGCGCGCGUGGAACACUGUGACACUGUGCGCGCGUGGAACACUGUGACACUGUGCGCGCGUGGGACACUGUGGACCUGUGCGCGCGUGGGACACUGUGCGCGCGUGGGACACUGUGGGACACUGUGCGCGCGUGGGACACUGUGCGCGCGUGGAACACUGUGGGACACUGUGUGUGCGCGUGGAACACUGUGGGACACUGUGGGCGUGCGUGGAACACUGUGGGACACUGUGAGCGCGCGUGGAACACUGUGGGACACUGUGUGCGCGCGGGGAACACUGUGGGACACUGUGUGCGCGCGGGGAACACUGUGGGACACUGUGUGCGCGCGUGUGGAACACUGUGUGCGUGCGUGGAACACUGUGGGACACUGUGUGCACGUGUGGAACACUGUGGGACACUGUGCGUGUGCGCGCGUGGAACACUGUGGGACACUGUGCGUGUGCGCGCGUGGAACACUGUGGGACACUGUGUGUGUGUGUGCGCGUGGAACACUGUGGGACACUGUGUGUGUGUGCGCGUGGAACACUGUGGGACACUGUGUGCGUGUGGAACACUGUGGGACACUGUGUAACACUGCGCGUGUAACACUGUGGGACACUGUAACACUGUGCGCGUGUAACACUGUAACACUGUGUGCGUGUGCGCGUGUAACACUGUAACACUGUGUGCGUGUGCAACACUGUGUGCGCGUGUAACACUGUAACACUGUGUGCGUGUGCACGUGUAACACUGUGCGUGUGCGCGUGGAACACUGUGUAACACUGUGUGCGUGUGUAACACUGUGUAACACUGUGUGCGUGUGUAACACUGUGUAACACUGUGUGCGUGUGUAACACUGUGUAACACUGUGUGCGUGUGUAACACUGUGUAACACUGUGUGCGUGUGUAACACUGUGUAACACUGUGUGCGUGUGUAACACUGUGUAACACUGUGUGCGUGUGCGCGUGUAACACUGUGUGUGUGUGGAACGCUGUAACACUGUGUGUGGAACACUGUGUGUGUGUGUGUGUGUGUGUGUGUGGAACACUAUGUGUGUGUGUAACACUGUGUGUGUGUGUAACACUGUGUGUGUGUGUAACACUGUGUGUGUGUGUAACACUGUGUGUGUGUGUAACACUGUGUGUGUGUGUGUAACACUGUGUGUGUGUGUGUGUGUAACACUGUGUGUGUGUGUGUGUGUGUGAGUGUAACACUGUGUGUGUGUGUGUGUGUGUGUGUGUAACACCGUGUGUGUGUGUAACACUGUGUGUGGUGUGUGUGUAACACUGUGUGUUGUGUGUGCGUAAACUGUGGUGUGUGUGGUGUAACACUGUGUGUGUGUGUGUGUGUGUGUGUAACACUGUGUGUGUGUAACACUGUGUGUGUGUGUGUGUGUGUAACACUGUGGUGUGUGUGUGUGUGUGUAACACUGUGUGUGUGUGUGACACUGUGUGUGUGUGUGUACGUAACACUGUGUGUGUGUACGUAACACUGUGUGUGUGUACGUAACACUGUGUGUGUGUACGUAACACUGUGUGUGUGUACGUAACACUGGUUGUGUGUGUACGUAACACUGUGUGUGUGUACGUACACUGUGUGUGUGUGUACGUAACACUGUGUGUGUGUGUGUGUGUGUCUGUUGUGUGUGUGUACACUGUGUAACUGUGUGUGUGUGUGUGUGUAACACUGUUGGUGUAACACUGUGUGGUGUGCGGUGUAACACUGUGUGUGUGGAACGCUGUGUGUGUGUGUGUGUGGAACGCUGUGUAAACACGUGUGUGUGUGUGUGUGUGUGUAACACUGUGUGUGUGUAACACUGUGUGUGUGUGUGUAACACUGUGUGUGUGUGUGGUGUAACACUGUGUGUGUGUGUGUGGUGGUGUGUGUGUGUAACACUGUGUGUGUUGUGUUGUGUGUAACACUGUGUGUGUGUAACAGUGUGUGUGUGUGUGUGUGUGUGUGUAACACUGUGUGUGUGUGUGCGUAACACUUGUGUGUGUGUUGUCGUAACACUGUGUGUGUGUGUUGUGUGUGUGUGUAACACUGUGUGUUGUGUAACAUGUGUGUGUGUGUGUGUAACACUGUGUGUGUUUAACACUGUGUGUGUGUGUGUGUGUGUGUAACACUGGUGGUGUGUGUACGUGUGUGUGUAACACUGUGUGUGUGUGUAACACUGUGUAACACUGUGUGCGCGUGUAACACUGUAACACUGUGUGCGGUGUAACACUGUAACCUGGUGUCGGUGUAACACUGUGUGUGUGUAACACUGUGUGCGUGUAACACUGUGUGGGUGUAACACUGUGUGUGUGUGGACGCUGGUGUGUGUGUGGAAGUCUGUAAACUGGUGUGUGUGUAACACUGUGUGUGUGUUGUGUGUGUGUCUAACACUGUGUGUGUUGUGUGUGUGUAACACUGUGUGUUUUGUAACACUGUGUUGUGUGUGUAACACUGUCUGUGUGUGUGUGUAACACUGUGUUUGUGUGUGCGCGUGUAACACUGUGUAACACUGUGUGCGUGUAACACUGUAACACUGUGUGCGCGUGUAACACUGUGUGUGUGUAACACUGUGUGCGUGUAACACUGUGUGCGCGUGUAACACUGUGUGUGUGUGUGGAACGCUGUGUGUGUGUGUGGAAGUCUGUAACACUGUGUGUGUAACACUGUGUGUGUGUGUGUGUCUAACACUGUGUGUGUGUGGUAACUGUGUGUGUGUGUGUGUAACACUGUGUGUGUUGUGUAACACUGUUGUGUGUGUGUGUAACACUGUGUGUGUUGUGUGUGUAACACUGUGUGUGUGUGUGUGUAACACGUGUGUGUGUGUGGUAACACUGUGUGUGUGUGUGUGUUGUAACACUGUGUGUGUGUGUGUAACACUGUGUGUGUGUGUAACACUGUCUGUGUGUGUGUGUAACAUUGUGUAACACUGUGUGUGUGUAACACUGUGUUUGUGUGUGCGCGUAACACUGUGUACACUGUGUGGUGUAACCUGUAACACUGUGUGGCGUGUUUUAACACUGUGUGUGUAACACUGUGUGGUUGUAACACGUGUGGUGCUGUGUGUAACACUGUGUGUGUGUGUGGAACGCUGUGGGGUGUGUGUGGAGUGUAACACUGUGUGUGUAACACUGUGUGUGUGUGUGUCGUAACACUGUGUGUGUAACACUGGUGGUGUGUGUGUGUAACACUGUGUGUGUGUGUAACACUGUCUGGUGUGUGUGUGUAACACUGUGUGUGUGUGUGUGUAACACUGUGUGUGUGUGUGUGUUGUGUGUGUGUAACACUGUGUGUGUGUGUGUGUGUGUAACACUGUGUGUGUGUGUGUAACACUGUGUAACUGUGUGUGUGUGUAACAUUGUGUAACACUGUGUGUGUGUAACACUGUGUUUGUGUGUGCGCGUGUAACACUGUGUACUGUGUGGUUUUAAACACUGUGUGCGGUGUGUAACACUGUGUGUGUGUGAAUGUGUAACCUGUGUGUGUGUAACACUGUGUGUGUGUGUGUGUGUGUGUAACACUGUGUGUGGUGUGUAACAAUGUGUGUGUGUGUGUGUGUGUUGGGUGUAACACUGUGUGUGUGUUGUAACACGUGUGUGUGUGUUGUAACAUGUGUGUGUGUGGUAACACUUGUGUGGGUGUGUGUGUAACACUGUGUGUGUUGUGUCGGGGGUAACACGUGUGUGUGUGUGUGUGUGUUAAACUGUGGGUGUGACACUGUGUGUGUGUGUGUGUAACACUGUGUGUGUGUGUGUAACACUGUGUGUGGUGUGUGUGUAACCUGUGUGUGUAACCGUGUGUUGUAACACUGUGUGUUGUGUGUGUGACCUGUUGUAACACGGGUGUGUGGUGUGUGUAACACUGGUGUGUGUGUGUGUAACACUGUGGUGUGUGUGUGUGUGUGUGUAACACUGUGUGUGUAACUGUGUGUGUGUGUAACACUGUGUGUGUGUGUGUGUGUAACACUGUGUGUGUUGUGUGUGUGUGGUAACACUGUGUGUGUGUGUAACACUGUGUGUGUGUGUGUGUGUAACACUGUGUGUGUGGUGGUAACACUGUGUGUGUGUGUGUGUGUGUGUGUGUGUGUACACUGUGUGUGUGUGUGUGUUGUGUAACACUGUGUGUGUGUGUGUAACACUGUGUGGUGUGUGUGUGUGUAACACUGUGUGUGCGGUAACACUGUGUGUGGCGUGUGUGUCGUGUGUGUAACACUGUGUGGUGUGUGUCGUGUGUGUAACACUGGUGUGUGUUGUGUGUGUGUGUAACACUGUGUGUGGGUGAACACUGUGUGUGUGUGUACACUGGUGUGUGUGUGUGUGUGUAACACUGUGUGUGUGUGUAACACUGUGUGGUGUGUGUGGUGUAACACGCUGUGUGGUGGUGUAACACUGUGUGUGUGUAACACUGUGGUGGUGUGUGUGUGUGUGUGUAACACUGUGUGUGGUGUGUGUGUGUGUAACACUGUGGUGUGUGUGUGUGUAACACUGUGUGUGUGUGUGUGUGUGUGGGUGUGUAACACGUGUGUGUGUGUGGUAACACUGUGUGUGGUGUGUGUAACACUGUGUGUGUGGUGUGUGUGUAACACUGUGUGUUGUGUGAACCUGUGUGGUGUGUAACACUGUGUGUGUGUGUGUACCUGUGUGUGCGGUGUAACACUGUGUGUGUGUGUUUUAACACUGUGUGUGGUGUAAUUGUGGUCCGUGUAACACUGUGUGUGUGUGUGUGUGGCUGUGUGACACUUGUGUGUGUGUGUGUAACACUGUGUGUGUGUGUGUGUAUGGUGUGUGUAACACUGGUGUGUGUGUAACAGUGUGUGUGUGUAACACUGUGUGUGUGUGUGUGUGUAACACUGUGUGUGUGGCUGUGUGUAACAUGCUGUGUGUGUGGUGGUGUGUAACACUGUGUGGUGUGUAACACUGUGUGGUAACAUGUGUAGUGUGUGUGUAACACUGUUGGUGGUGUGCGUGUAACACUGUGUGUGUUGUGUAACCUGUUGUGUCGGUGUGUACACGUGUGUGUGUGUAACACUGUGUGUGGUGUGUGUGGUUUGUAACUGUGUGUGUGUGUGUAACAUGUGUGUGUGUGUGUGUGUGAACACUGUGUGUGGUUGUAACACGUGUGUGUGGUUGUGUAACGUGGGUGACUGUGUAACUGUUGUGUGUGUACACUGUGUGGUGGUGUAACAUGUGUCCGUGUAACACUGUCUGUGUGUGUAGUGUAACCUGUAACCUGUGUGUGUGUGUGUGUGUAACACUUGUGGUGUGUAACACUGUGUGUGUACACUGUGUGGUGUGUGGUGUGUGUGUGUGUGUGUGUGUGUGUGUGUAACCUGUGUGUGUGUGUUGUGAAAGUUGGUGUGGUAUGUGUGUGUGUGUGAACAUGAACAUGUGCACUUUGUAACACGUGUUGUUGUGUUGGUUGUAACACUGGUGUAUUGGUGUAGCACUUGGUGUGUGUAACAUGUGUGUGACAUGUGUGUGUGUGUUAACACUGUGUGUGUGUUGGUAACACUGUGUGUUGUGUAACACUGUGUGUUGUGAACACUGUGUGUGGUCGUGUUGUGAACAUGUGUGUGGUGUGUUGUGAAACUUGUGUUGGUGUAUAACACUGAUGUUGUGCGUGUGGUAACUGUUGUGCUGUGUAAGACGUUGUUGUUGUAACAACUGGGUGUACCACUGUGUCAGUGUUAACCUGGUUGUGUCCUGUGUGUUUACAUGUGUGUGUAGCACUGUGGUUGGUUGUAAAGCUGUGGUGAACCUGUGUGUGAUAGUGUUACACUGCUUUGUGUGUGGGUAGGAUUGUGCACCGUGUCGUGGCUGUGUGAGCAGGCUGCCCAGCGCUACUACCAGGCCUGUGGCCUCCUGCCACGCCUUUCGCUGCAGAAAGAUGGCGCUCUGCUCUCCCCCCAAGACCUGCUACUGGCUGUUCUCCACACCAAUGAAGAGGUGAGGCCAAACCCAUACGCUCAGUGCGGUCAAAAACUAGGUUUUCCUGUGUUUUAUAUGUAUUUCCACACUGAGGUUGGAAUAAUUGUGAAAAUGAUGAUAAUGCACUUUUAGUGUAAGAGCUAUUUGAAAAGAAUGCCUGCAAUUUCUGCCUGUUUUGGUGGGAUGGAGUUUUGGCAUGCCUAGUGACAUCACCAGGCGAUAAAUUGGUUAACAGACCAAUAAGAAAGAGUUCCAAACCUCUCUGACAAUAUCAGCUAUUUUUCCCUUACCCACUUCCAUUUAGUCCUAGCAACAUUUUUGCUUGAGAAAUUGCUUUUUGCUAAGAAGCUAUUUUUGUUUGUUUUCAAUUAAAAUGGUCAAAAAGAAUCACGGUAAGGUACUUAAUUGUUACAGAGAAAUGAUUUGAUAUUGAGAUAAAAACUUCUGCAUUGGACCUUUAACCACUGACACAGGAUCAGAUCUUAUUUCAUCCCUCAGUCUGAUGGUUAACCUUAAGAGUGAGGACAGGGUAAUCUGAGCCUAGAUCAGUCGGUAGGUGCAACUUCUACCUUGAUAUUGGCAUAGGUCGGAGUGUGAGGGCAAGAUCUGCUACUUGUGUUGAUCAUCUUGAACAGUGCUGCCUCAGUUUUGAAUGGUGAUGUGAUGGAUUGUAAUAUUAGAAACACAAAUGUGUAAUCUUUACAGUUGUUUAUGUAGUGAACAUAACUAGAGAAGGAAAAAGCUGAUGAUGAUGAUGUCAACUGCAGGUCCUGGCUGAGGUGUGUUCGUGGGACCUUCCCCCUCUUCCUGAGCGCUACAAGAAGGCCUGUCAAAGCCUGGCAGUGGGUGAGUAUGUGAACAGCUGAUACCACCCUGGUUCAUUUCUUGCCGCGGAGAUGUGUGAAUAAGGGGAAGGAAAGGGGAAACCUAGUCCGUUGCACAACUGAAUGCAUUCAACCUAAAUGUGUCUCUGAAUCAGAGAGGUGCGAGCGGCUGCCUUAAUCGACAUCCAGUUCAUUGGCGAAUAACACAUAGAAUUAAGAGUUUUGAGCGUGUAUCCGUAAAUUACUGGUAUUUGAAUUCCUGAAGUGCAUUGUUAAUCCAUGCCGUGUGUGUGUGUGUGUGUGUUGUCUCUCUAGAGGAGAACAAGCGUGUGGCUCGUCUGUGUGAGGUGCAGGACGGCAGUCCCUCAGUGUCAGUGUGUGGCCUCAGCCUACCCCCCUCCUCCCUCUCCCCUCUCCUCCGCGCCCUCAAACUGCAGGCCAGCCUCACCCAGCUACAGCUGUCUGGCAACCGUCUCCACGACGACCUCUUCCCUGAGUUGGUCGCCGCUGCUCUCACCAUGCCCCGGCUCCGCCUUCUGGAUGUGUCCUCCAAUCACAUCACGGGGGAGGGGCUUAAGAAGGCAGCGAACGCCUUGGAAGGGCAGACUCAACCUGCUUUCCCGGUAACUACACUGAACAAAAAUAUAAACGCAACAUGCAACAAUUUAAAAGAUUUUACUGAGUUAAAGUUCAUAUAAGGAAAUCAGUCAAUUGAAAUAAAUUAAUUAGGCCCUAAUCUAUGGAUUUCACAUGACUGGGAAUACAGAUAUGCAUCUGUUGGUCACAGAUACCUUUAAAAUCCAGAGUAUCCCAAUCAUGCUCAAUGGUUGACAUGUCUGAGUAUGCAGGCCAUAAACUGGGACAUUUUCAGCUUUCAGGAAUUGUGUACAGAACCUUGCGACAUUGGGCCGUGCGUUAUCAUGCUGAAACAUGAGGUGAUGGCGGCGGAUGAAUGGCACGACAAUGGGCCUCAGGAUCUCGUCACGGUACGUCUGUGCAUUGAAAUUGCCAUCGAUAAGGCAAUUGUGUUCAUUGUCCGUAGCUUAUGCCUGCCCAUACCAUAACCCCACCGCCAUCGCCACCAUGGGACACUGUUCACAACGUUGACAUCAGCAAACUGCUCACCCACACAACGUCAUGAUAUCUGCCAUCUGCCCGGUAAAGUUGAAAUCAGGAUUAAUCCGUGAAGAGCACACUUCUCCAGCGUGCCAGUGGCCAUCGAAGAAGAGCAUUUGCCCACUGAAGUCGGUUAUGACGCCGAACUGCAGUCACGUCCUGAUGAGCUUCCCUGAGACGGUUUCUGACAGUUUGUGCAGAAAUUCUUCGGUUGUGCAAACCUACAGUUUCAUCAGCUGUCCGGGUGGCUGACCUCAGACAAUCCCGGUGGUGAAGAAGCCGGAUGUGGAGGUCCUGGCCUGGCGUGGCCACACGUGCUCUGCGGUUGUGAGGCCGGAUGAACGUACUGCCAAAUUCUCUAAAACGACAUUCGAGGCAGCUUAUGGUAGAGAAAUCAACAUUCAAUUCUCUGGCAAUAGCUCUGGUGGAAAUUCCUGCAGUCAGCAUGCAAAUUGCACGUUCCCUCAACUUGAGACAUCUGUGGCAUUGUGUUGUGACAACUGCACAUUUUAGUAGCCUUUCCUUUUCCCCAGCACAAGGUGCAUCUGUCAAAUCAAAAUCAAAUCAAAUUUUAUUGGUCACAUACACGUGUUUAGCAGAUGUUAUUGUGGCUGUAGCGAAAUGCUUGUGUUUCUAGCUCCGCAGUAUAUCUAACAAGUAACAUCUAACAAUUUCACAACAUAUAUACCCAAUACACACAAAUCUAAGUAAAGCAACGGAAUGAAGAAUAUAUAAAUAAAUAAAUGGACGAGCAAUGUCAGAGCAGCAUAGACUGAUACAGUAGAAUAGUAUAGAAUACAGUAUAUACAUAUUAGAUGAGUAAUGCAAGAUAUGUAAACAUUAUUAAAAGUGACUAGUGUUCUAUUUAUUAAAGUGGCCAGUGAUUUCUAAUCUAUGUAUAUAGGCAGCAGCCUCUAAUGUGCUAGUGAUGGCUAUUUAACAGUCUGAUGGCCUUGAGAUAGAAGCUGUUUUUCAGUCUCUCGGUCCCAGCUUUGAUGCACCAGUACUGACCUCGCCUUCUGGAUGAUAGCGGGGUGAACAGGGAGUGGCUCGGGUGGUUGAUGUCCUUGAUGAUUUUUUUGGCCUUCCUGUGACAUCGGGUGCUGUAGGUUGUGUGUAAUGAUCAUGCUGUUUAAUCUGCUUCUUGAUAUGCCACACCUGUCAGGUGGAUGGAUUAUCUUGGCAAAUGAGAAAUGCUCACUAACAGGGACGUAAACACAUUUGUGCACUACAUUUGAGAGAAAAGCUUUUUGUGCAUAUGGAAAAUGUCUGGGAUCUUUUAUUUCAGCUCAUGAAACAUGGGACCAACACUUCACAUGUUGUGUUUAUAUUUUUGUUCAGUAUAAGUAGGACUAAUUUGUAUUUACUUAGUUUGUAUUUACUUAGUGUAAUUUGUACGAAUAGUUUAUCUUAUUUUCUAGUGAAAUACUCUCAGCUGGAAAGCAGGUGAAGCUAUGAAUGUCAGAAGGCCUUUUUGUUAUCCUUGAAUGUUUUUGCAUCCCUGAAUGUUGUUUCAGAAGCAUAUGCACCCCACCAAGACAAAUUCUAUGGGACUGACUUAUGAUACUCACCUGUAAGACUCUCUGUGCUGUGUCCCUAUAUGGCCUUGUAGGGGCCCAUGAUUCAGUUCCCUAUUUUGAGUGAUGGUCACAGCCCAGCUCCGGCUUUCUGCAGUAGCGUGACAGGCAGCAGUGGGUGUGAAGGCCAGGCUAGGUGUUUGUGCUUAGAAAAUGUCUGACUCUGACGUGUGAGGCUGUCAUCUAGUGGUCUGUGUAAUUUAUGAUAAAUAUUGUUCAAUUCUGCACAGAGGUCAUGUUAUUUGAGAAUAAUAUAUGGACUGACCCAAAGUUUGAAUCAAUCAUGAAGUAUGUGUGUGUUCACUAUUGUUGCUCACCUAUAGGUCCAGCAAUGUGUAGAUUAUUAAUAUCUAAACUAUGAGAACAGGAUGAAUAUGUAAAGGGUGGCGUAGUGCGGCUACAUAAGGUCUGCCUUGCUACAUAUGGAUGGAUGUGUUGAUGGAUCGCUAAACAAAAUAGUUGUCUCUCCUCUCUUCCCUCCCAUCUCUCUCUAGUGUCUGGAGGAAUUGGACCUGAGUGUGAACCCGCUGGGUGACGGUCUGUCCCAGGCCCUGUCCUGCCUGCUGUCAGCAUGCCCCCUACUGGCCAGCCUCUCCCUGCAGGCCUGCAGCCUCACAGCCCGCUGUCUGCAGCAACACCGCAUCCUACUGGCCAGCGCCCUGGCAGGUAAGCAGCAACACUGCCUCCUACUGGCCAGAGCUCUGGCAGGUAAACCGGCUCAUUAAUAUACCCUUUUCACUCUGAUAUUAUAAAUAUUAGCAUUGGCCACUCCAGAGUCCCAGGACCACCCAUAUGUAAAAUGUAUGCAUGCAUGACUGUAAGUCGCUUUGGAUAAAAGCGUCUGCUAAAUGGCAUUUUAUUAUUAUUAAAGAUCAUAUAAAUGGUGAAGGAGACAACUCCAAAUGGAACAUUGCUAUCUGUUUGAGGUCGUUUUUGAAAUGUUACAGAAGAAUCAGAAUCAUCUCAUCAUCCUACAGGUACAGGGCACCUGAAGUCUGUGAAUCUGUCCCAUAAUGCUCUGGGCUCUACGGGCUUUGAGCUGGUCCUGAAGACUCUGCCUCUCCACUGUCUCACACACCUCCAUCUGUCUGCUAUCUGCUGUGGACCCGCUGACCACCCUGCUUUAGAACACCUGAUAUCAGUCCUGUCCCAGGUACACAGCACAUGCAAACACACAAAUACGCACACAAGCACACACACACAUUCAAAUACUGCAUCAAUAGAAUACUUGACAUGAAUUAAGCAUUGUUUGGCUAAAGAACUGCACAAACUAUCACAUUAUCUAAGUAGCCUUAACUGGGUGUAAACUUGUCCAGGAAGGUACACAAAAAAUAAACUGUUGUGCAAUUACAAUAAAUAAAUCGGUAAAUGAUAAAAAGCUUUUAUCAGAAUUUGUCCAAACAAUUGGUUAGGUUUCUGGUAAUGCUUGUUUCUCUGUAGCCAGUAAAGCCAUACAGGUAACUGCCAAAAUAAAGGAAACACUUGAGUAAAUGAGGGAUACAAAGCAUAUUGAAAGCAGGUGCUUCCACACAGGUGUGGUUCCUGAGUUAAUUAGUAUAGAAAUGCCCAGUUGCCCAUUAUUUUGGCUACCAUGGCUAGAAGAGAUCUCAGUGACUUUGAAAGAGGGGUCUGAAAGGAUCAUAGGAGGUUUAUAGGGUGUGUUUGUGUGUCUCAGUCACCAGAUCUCAACCCAAUAGAGAACAAUAGUAAUGGCGUCUUUUUGUAGGCACUAAAGUAGGCUAACUUCACCAUUAAUGUUUUUUUUUGUAGGGUUUUGGGAUAAACACUGAAAAAAAGGUCUGUGGUAAACACAGACAGGCUUAUGAGAUCUUAUACAUUUUGUUCUAUGAGAUCUCAUCAGCUAACAUCACUUUUUUGUGAAUUUUGUAAAAAGCUCAAAUCUGCGCUAACAUGUAAAAAAUAAAAACCCUCAGGUCACAUGCCUUUGACAUCUAGCUAACAGACUUAGUUACUUAUUAGACGGACCCAAAGUCUCCUCGGGACAACAUCGUUAGACAACCGAUAAAACGAGCACCUUCCCACUGAAAUGAUAUGGUUGCAGCCUGGAGCAAAACAAUAUACCAUCCUUGCAUUUUUGUUUGCACUGGUAAGCAGGAAGCUAACUAAACCAACUAGCUUUUGGCGUAAUGUAGUGUAGACUAGUUUGCGUGGUCGCCGUAGUGAUGUGAAAAUGUUGCGACUAAUGUUAUAGUUCCAUUUCUCUGACAGUUAGCGACUUGUUAGCAACGGACUUAUUUUGAGCACAUAAAGGCUCUUAUUGAACAAAGCGUAUAAGAUCUCCUAAGCCUGAGUUAACCUCAGACCUUAUUUUCGUAAUAUCUCCCAAAACCACCUUUAUUUUCCCCAUUCAUUUCCCCUAUAGGAAUGCCCAACGAACGAGAGGUAGAAAAUGCUAACUAAUUUCUCCAAUAGAGUUCCAGACACUUGUAGAAUCUAUGCCAAGGCGCAUUGAAGCUGUUUUGGCUGCUCGUGGUGGCCCAACUCCCUUUGUUGGUGUUUCCUUUAUUUUGGCAGUUACCUGUACCACAGGCGCAGCUACAAGCAUGUGAAAAAAAACUUUUCACAGGUUGAAAAGCAAGCAUGUCAUUCACACUUAUCUGCUAUCUGGCCAAGAAGCAUGUGCUGAUAUGUUAAGAAAGAAACAAUGGUUGUAUCAUAAUUGUAUCUUAAAGUGUAUAUAGCAUUUGACUUAAUGGGGAGCUAUGGCAAGAUUGUCUUCAAUAGAGGAACAAAUGUAGUGAUGGUCCGCCUGUAAGAAGGUUUGAUGUCGACUAAUGUUUAAGCUGGAUGCCAAGCUGAGAACUCAACACUGAUAUAUUGGGUGACAUAGUACUAACUGCCUGGUACUAAGCAGACCUGGGUUCAAAUACUAUUUUAAUUAUCUCAAUUACUUUCACAUACUGUACAUUUCAAAGUAAGUAUUCAGAUAUUGUUUAUUUGAAAAGACAAAUAGCAAUAAGGCCUGAGGAGGUGUGGUAUAUGGCCAAUAUACCAUGACUAAGGGUUGUUCUUAGUGCCUGGACACAUACCUUAGCCGUGGUAUAUUGGCCAUACAGUGCAUUCGGAAAGUAUUCAGACCCCUUGACUUUACAGCCUUAUUCUAAAAUGGAUUAAAUAAACAAUUCCUCAACAAUCUACACAAAAUAACCCAUAACAUUUUUGCACAUUUAUUAAAAAUAAAAAAACAGAAAUACCUUAUUUACAAAAGUAUUCAGACCCUUUGCUAUGAGACUUGAAAUUGAGCUCAGGUGCAUCCUGUUUCCAGUGAUCAUCCUUGAGAUGUUUCUACAACUUGAUUUACCUGUGGUAAAUUCAAUUGAUUGGACACGAUUUGGAAAGGCACACACCUGUCUAUAUAAGGUCCCACAGUUGACAGUGCAUGUCAGAGCAAAAAACAAGCCAAGAGGUCAAAGGAAUUGUCCGUAGAGCUCCGAAACAGAAUUGUGUUGAGGCACAGAUCUGGGGAAGGGUACCAAAACAUUUCUGCAGCAUUGAAGGUCCCCAAGAACACAGUGGCCUCCAUCAUUCUUAAAUGGAAGAAGUUUGGACCCACCAAGACUCUUCCUAGAGCUGGCCGCCUGGCCAAACUGAGUAAUCGGGGGAGAAGGGCCUUGGUCAGGGAGGCCCUUCUCUGACAGAGCUCCAGAGUUCCUCUGUGGAGAUGGGCGAACCUUCCAGAAGGACAACCAUCUUUGCAGCACUCCACCAAUCAGGCCUUUAUGGUAGAGUGGCCAGACAGAAGCCACUCCUCAGUAAAAGGCACAUGACAGCCCGCUUGGAGUUUGCCAAAAGGCACCUAAAGGACUCUCAGACCAUGAGAAACAAGAUUCUCUGGUCUGAUGAAACCAAGAUUGAACUCUUUGGCCUGAAUGCCAAGCGUCACGUCUGAAGGAAACCUGGCACCAUCCCUACGGUUUAGCAUGGUGGUGGCAGCAUCAUGCUGUGGGGAUGUUUUUCAGCGGCAGGGACUGGGAGACUAGUCAGGAUAGAGGGAAAGAUGAACGGAGCAAAGUACAGAGAGAUCCUUGAUGAAAACCUGCUACAGAGCGCUCAGGACCUCAGACUGGGGUGAAGGUUCACCUUCCAACAGGACAACGACCCUAAGCACACAGCCAAGAAAACGCAGGAGUGGCUUCGGGACAAGUCUCUGAAUGUCCUUGAGUGGCCCGGACUUGAACCCGAUUUGAACAUCUCUGGAGAGACCUGAAAAUUGUAAUUAUGGGGUAUUGUGUGUGUGUAUGUAUAUUGAUGAGGGGGGGGGGGGGGGGGAACAAUUUCAUCCAUUUUAGAAUAAGGCUGUAACAUUACAAAAUGUGGAAAAAGUCAAGGGUCUGAAUACUUUCCGAAUGCACUGUAUAUCACAAACCCCUGGGGUGCCUUAUUGCUGUUAUAAACUGGUUACCAACGUAAUUAGAAGAGUAAAAAAAACUGUUGUCAUCCCUGUGGGCUGUCAGCCAAUAAGCAUUCAGGGCUCAAACCACACAGUUUAUAAUGUGCAUUAUUUCCCUACAAUUGCACAGUAUAAUUCAGUGGCUAUCAUUCUUACAUGUUCUAUUUUUGAGCUGCUUUUGAAAGCAAAAGUCGAAUUGAAAACAUUGGCAUUGUUGAAUUCGAUUUUCAUAAUAGCAAGCUAGGAUGAUGGUUUGGUUACCAAGGCAACUACUGCAACUAUCUAGCUAGUAAACUUGCUAGCUACUUCAGUGGAUGUUGUCACAUUUCUACUGGCGAAGUAAUACAUUUCUAGUGGCAAUUAUGUUAAAUUAUAGCCAUGGUAUAAAAGGGAUAAUCAACUAAGGGUUCUAUGCGUUCUCUGAAAAAUAAUUGAACUCCGUGGAAGGUGAGUUCCACUCCGCUAACGCGUCAUAGAACACACCUUCCACGUCGUGCGUUAUUUUCUAGAAAACGCGUAUUUGGGAAUACACUUGGGAAGUAUUGACAUGUAUUUGAAAAUACAAUUCACUGACUUAAAUACACUCCCAUGCAUUUAACCCAGUUAUUUGAAAAUAGUAUUUGAAAAUGCUUUCAAAUAGGCUAUUUAUAGGAAGAAAAAUAAAUAAAUUUGACUUUCAAAUACUUCCAAUAGAAGUAGUUGAUUCAGGACACAUUUAUUUGAAAAUACACAGAAAAUAAAUAUUUAAAUAACAAAUGAUCAAAUACACACCCAGGUCUGGUACUAAGACAUAGUAAUAACUGCCUGGUCAAGGGCACACCAUGAGAUCAGGGAUUUGAUUGGUCCCUUGCUGAAAAUGGAGGAGUAGUCAUGGAGAACAUGGUUCUGAUUGGUCCUUUGUGUGCUCCACAGGAUGACUGCUCCCUGACCCAUCUAAGCCUGGGGGGAAAUGGACUGACGGACAACAGCGUGGCCACCCUCGCCAGGUGUGUGUGCGUUUGUGUUUUCUCUCAAUUCAUGUCACCCUUGUCCUUGAGCUGCCUGUGCCUUUUCCAAGUGUCCGCCCUGUACAGUACCUCUGGUUUAUGUAACUGUCCAGUAUUGAGACCCGUAUGUUCUGUGUGUCCAGAUGUCUGCCUGUCUGUCCCUCCGUGGUGUCUGUGGACCUGUCAGGUAACCCAGCGGUGACCUCAGCAGGACUCCACAGCCUCCUCUCCGCCCUCCGUGAUGCCCAGAGACCUUUGACCCAUCUCAACCUCCAAGGUACAGUAGGCCUAUUGUAGUCUAUUGGUUCUCAGUCUGGCUCUGUCUCUCUCUAAGUCCCUCUUAAUUUGUUCCAUCUCUCUUUCUCAGGUUGCCAGGUAGCCGGCCCCUGGGACAGCUCUAGUUUGGACAGCCUGUCAGAACAGGUCCAGGACCUGCGGCUGUGCUCCCAGAGGCUCAACAAACUGGACCGCGAGGCCCUGCAGCAGACCUGGGGCCAGAGGAGGCCCGGGGGCCACUUCCUCUCCAGAGAUGCCAAGUGCCUGCUCACUGCUGCCCCCUCAUUAUGA